AUUUACUAUUUGGGAAAAAAAGUUUCUGCCUAAAAGAUUAGGGUUUUCCUGCAAUUGAGGAUUGUGAGCAUUUGAUUCCAUCAAACACUACAUCGGAGCAUUGCACUGUAUCGAUUAUCGGCAUUGUCCUCGCCGUUGCAUCUCGUUCAACCCCAUGCCUAUAAAGUGGAUUUUGCACUGGCAGCCCAAUGCGGGACACACCGUGAACAGUCAGAUACUAGCUGAAGUUUCGCAGUGUGUUGAGAGCAUCAAUGGUGUCAAGGAAGGAAAAUGGAAAGCUACACUCAGCUUCUACAGACCCGUUCUCAAAGAACAAGCGAAUCCAUCAGAAUUCCCCCGUGACUUUCUGGGAAUAUCACUACCAGAACAACCAAACAAAUACUACCUCGUUUUAAGAGGACAAAGAUUAGUUCUUGAAGCAGAUUCCACCAUCCAGACUAUAAUGGAAAAGCUCCAGUCUUACAAAACUAGAGUAGCACUCAAUUUUGAGGGAUUUCAAUAUCAACUUGGUGAUUUCCAAUUGAGGGUGGGUAAAGUGGUUUCCAUUCAAUCAGAAAGUUUAAGGGGAAUUGUCAUGGAGAUGGAAUAUCGACCAAUUUCUUCAUGGGAAAAGUCUCACAAAAUCAUGGGUGAGUUUUUUGACAUAUGGCAAGAAGCUCUAUCAAAAAGAUCAUUAGCAGGUCAUUUUGUCCACAUGGAACCAAACUUUGGGGAGUUUGGCUUAUCUGGACAAUACACCUUGCAACACACAGCUGUUCAAUAUGCAACAAUCAUGCUUCAGAUGAUAGCAACUGCUCAAUCAGUUAGAAACUAAUGUUUUCACUAAUGUAAGCAUUCGAAUCUCUAUUUAUAAUAAAAAUGCUUUAUUAAAAGAUAA
Lactuca sativa (garden lettuce) is the source of this 877-nucleotide messenger RNA. Its product is annotated as mediator of RNA polymerase II transcription subunit 20a. Gene Ontology annotation, molecular function: transcription coactivator activity. Gene Ontology annotation, cellular component: mediator complex. Gene Ontology annotation, biological process: regulation of transcription by RNA polymerase II. NCBI's taxonomy places the organism in Eukaryota, Viridiplantae, Streptophyta, Magnoliopsida, Asterales, Asteraceae. The record is from RefSeq and is a predicted model, not a curated record.